Molecule: messenger RNA, 1214 nt
Organism: Cornus florida
Lineage: Eukaryota; Viridiplantae; Streptophyta; Magnoliopsida; Cornales; Cornaceae
Product: universal stress protein PHOS34-like
Exons: 2
Coding region: 177-917 (246 amino acids)
Source: RefSeq, a predicted model, not a curated record
CACCAAAUCACCUCACCUCACCUCACCUCUUCCCAAUUCUUCAUCAACAAACCCCAGCACCCUCUACACUCUCUGCACACAAAUUACACUCUCUGCACACAAAGCUACAUUUCACAUACUGAAGAAGAUAUAAACAUAUACAGUAUAUAUAUAUAUAUAUAAUUUUAUAUAUAGGCAUGGCAUCACCGAACAAAUCGCCGGAAUAUGACCGUCCACCGGCGGCGAUCCUAGUCCAGCCGGCGUCCCCUCGAUUCCCACUCUCACAAUCGGGGACUCCCACUGGGGCCCACCGGAAGAUCGCGAUCGCCGUCGAUCUGAGCGACGAGAGCGCCUACGCCGUGAAGUGGGCGGUGCAGAACUACCUCCGCCCCGGCGACGUCGUGAUCCUCCUCCACGUGCGUCCCACGAGCAUCCUCUACGGCGCCGAUUGGGGCGCGAUCGACCUAUCCCUCGACACCGACACCACCACCCAGGAGUCUCAGCAGAAGCUGGAGGACGAUUUCGAUGCGUUCACGACGACAAAAGCGAACGAUUUGGCUCAGCCGCUUAAGGACGCUCAGAUACCCUUCAAGAUCCACAUAGUGAAAGAUCACGAUAUGAAGGAAAGGCUGUGUUUGGAGGUGGAGAGGUUAGGGUUGAGUACGGUGAUUAUGGGAAGCCGAGGGUUUGGUGCUUCGAGACGAAACACAAAGGGGCGACUUGGAAGCGUGAGCGAUUAUUGUGUGCAUCAUUGUGUUUGUCCUGUUGUGGUUGUUAGGUAUCCUGAUGAUAAAGAUGGAGGAGUCGACAACGGUGAUGGCUCCGGUGUUGCUGCAAAGGCGGUGGAGGCUGGCGCCGGACUCCAUACGGUGCCAGAGGAGGAGCCGGAGUAUCACGAUGCAUCUGAUAACCAUGCAGAUUCAGAUAAGGCUUCUUAAAUAAAUGGACGAUGGGGAUGCUGAGAUGCCUGGGAGUCGGUAAAAAUGAUCUCUCACGAUGUGGAUCCAUGCCAUGUGAAAAAUGUCGUGUGGUAGUGUUUGUCUCUCUCUCUCUCAAAUCUAUGACGCUUGGAGUGAUUGGCUUGGUUGGUUCGUUGUAGGUCACCGAUUAGGUUGUACUGCCUUCUUUGUGAUGAGUUUUUGUAGAAUUCAUGUAAUUACUGCUUUACAACCUUUUCCUUUCAGUUUUAUUACAUGUGGCCGGGAAGUUAGUAAAGCUGGUUUUGUUUUAUGGUA